GAUAAACGCCAGUAUUUCUCCGGUAAGAAUCAGUGCUAGUUCUGCCGUAAUUUCAAGUCAUCACGAUGAUUUUAGUUACGGAAUUUUUUGAAGUGGUUGUCUUGUUUGCUUGUGUGAAUGGAUUUGUUCUUGACUCCAAAACAUAUACAGGAAAUGGAGAAUCUCCAACCUUUUGGCGAACGCAAGCAAAAGAUGCAAUCACGAAAAAAGCCAAAAUGACCUUGAAUAAAGGUGUCGCAAAGAAUGUGAUUUUAUAUCUCGGCGACGGCAUGAGUAUACCGACAAUCACAGCAGCGAGAAUUCUCAAAGGUCAACUUCAAGGUCACACUGGUGAAGAAACGAAGCUAAGUUUCGAGGAGUUUCCCAUUGCAGGUCUUUCAAAGACAUACUGUCAAGACCGCCAGGUGACGGAUUCUGCUUCCUCGGCCACAGCCUACUUGUGCGGAGUGAAGACAAACAUUGGCACAAUUGGGGUAGAUGCUGGUGCAAGACGUGGAAACUGUGCAAGUCAGAAAGGAUCCGAGCUUACGUCUAUUUUGGAUUGGUCAAUGGCAGCAGGCAAGUCUGUUGGUUUUGUGACGGUGACACGUGUCACUGACGCCACCCCAGCAGGUUUGUACGCUAACGUAGCAGACAGAAGUUGGGAAGGUGACCACUACACUAGCAGAAUAACCGGAGGGUGUAAAGAUAUCGCUUCUCAACUCAUUGAUGACUACAAAAAUGUUCAGGUUAUAAUGGGAGGAGGACGUCGAUUUUUUAGGCGCUUUGAUCAACCUGAUCCCGAACAUGGCUCUAACGCUCAUUACGGACGCAGGGACGGCAGGGAUUUGAUUCAGGAAUGGAAAGAGGGUCAACAUAAUCUAGGACGAACAUACAAAUAUGUCUGGAAUAGUUCAGAUUUUAACAGUAUUAAUCCUGCAACCACAGAUUCUAUUCUAGGAUUGUUUGAAUAUUCACAUAUGCAAUACGAACUGGAAAGAAAAGAUCCCAAUCACGAGGUGGCCGGAGAACCAUCACUUGCCGAGAUGACAGAAAAGGCAAUUAAAAUACUUAGCAAGAACCCAAAAGGCUUCUUCCUUCUUGUAGAAGGCGGCAACAUUGAUCAUGGCCAUCAUGGUGGAAGAGCUAAAAUGGCAUUAUACGACACAGUGGCUUUCCAAGACGCUGUAGCAAAAGGUGCAAGUUUGACAAUGGAAAACGAAACACUCAUUGUUGUAACGGCCGAUCACGCACAUACCAUGACGAUGGUCGGUUAUCCGUCAAGAGGCAACAAUAUCCUUGGCAAGGUUGAUGAUGGAGCUGGUGGGAACACUCAUGCAUCAGACGGAUUACCAUACACGACCUUGUUAUAUGGGGAUGGUCCAGGUUUCCAUGUUUCUACACAUGGCCAUAGAGAGGAUAUCACGCACGUUGACACAACCGACAAGCAUUACCAACAGCAGACGGCCGUCUACAAAACCACCGAGACGCAUGGUGGUGAUGACGUAGGAAUAUUUGCACGUGGUCCUAUGUCAUACCUUCUCACUGGUGUUCACGAGCAAAAUGAAAUAGCGCAUGUCAUGGCGUAUUCCUCGUGUGUCGGAGACUAUGCAAACCAAAACGAGUGCGCAGCUUCUUUAACUGGUUGAACUUCGUUUAUUUAUAAAAUUGUUGAAGAUAUUUUAAUAAAAAAGUGUUAAUGUU
Molecule: messenger RNA, 1683 nt
Organism: Ruditapes philippinarum (Manila clam)
Lineage: Eukaryota; Metazoa; Mollusca; Bivalvia; Venerida; Veneridae
Product: alkaline phosphatase-like
Exons: 10
Coding region: 66-1628 (520 amino acids)
Biological process (GO): dephosphorylation
Molecular function (GO): alkaline phosphatase activity
Source: RefSeq, a predicted model, not a curated record